Molecule: messenger RNA, 3450 nt
Organism: Tigriopus californicus
Lineage: Eukaryota; Metazoa; Arthropoda; Copepoda; Harpacticoida; Harpacticidae
Exons: 3
Coding region: 532-2712 (726 amino acids)
Biological process (GO): regulation of transcription by RNA polymerase II
Molecular function (GO): RNA polymerase II cis-regulatory region sequence-specific DNA binding; DNA-binding transcription factor activity
Source: RefSeq, a predicted model, not a curated record
CUUUCCUCUUGGUACGUUUUGACCUCCCAACACUUUCUUAUGUGUACUCAAGGUGUACAUUUUUUUGAUGCAAUGCAAUCCAGGUACUAUAAUUGACUUGAUUCCUUUGGUUACCGUUUUUGAGCUUUUAACGAUAUGAUAAAGUGGCGAACGUUUGGACACUUGUUAUUAUAUCUUUGCCCAAUGUCAUGUCAAAGCAAGCUAUUUUCCGUUCUUUGUACCGACAUAAGAUUUCCAUUUUAGUGGGAAAUUCUAAUCGUGGGCUUUGAUGGUGGUCAAAAACAUUGCUGACCCGACGGAAAAUUCAAAAUGAAAAGAACAACUUGAAAAGAGUCCAAAAGACCGUGGUUAUAAUCCACCCAACCCCUUUGUGGUCUAUUGACUCAACCUCAGGCGCAGCAUCCACUUAUAACUUUUAUCUAUGUGGAUAACGUGUCAAUCCCAAUUUGCAUUUUGAAUGCACCAGUGAAAACCUCGGCUCUCAGCUCUCAGCUCGCAACCCUGUCUGAAUAAAUUAUCGGUGGCCCAUCGAUGAUCCCGCAAACCAGAACUGAAACCAGAGCAAUCUCUAAUAUCAUUUCUAUUAUGCAUCAACCGACUCCAGCUCCAAGGACGAAUCGCGGCUCUCGAUUGACCCUCCUCACCUCUCAAGUGCAGAAUCUUAAGAAGAGCGAGGACAACCACGAGGCAGACCAAACCGGGGUUGUUAAACGAAAACCACUGAUUUGGGCUAACGAUGCGGAUUUCAAUCUCACAGCGCUAAUUGAUUCUGUAGAGAAAGAUAUCCAAAGGUUGGAAAAUAUGGAGUCGCAAAGUUUGAAACGGCGCGAGGCCAACCAAAUGCAUCCCCAUCCUUCGAUUGGACCAUUGGAAUCGCAUCGUGAAUUCCCAUUGACCGAGGAGAUUCUCAGUUUACCCGGGUAUAAGCCAAAAUUGGGUCCAAUGAAAUCCCCUCUACCCAAGCGGUUUUCAGAAAUCACCAACACCUCGACUCCAGUGAUGGGAAAUCCUUGCUUCAAGAGUCUACCCUUCUCUGACCAAGAUGAUCUCGGGUCCAUUCCACCUGUUCUUCCACCGAAACAAAGUCGGCGCCCCCCGUUGCCCGAUUUUCAAAAGUGCCCUCGAUCAAAAGCGAAAGAAGCUCUCCAGUCGACGGAUCUCAAUCUUUUGCACCAAAGACUCCUCCCCAAGCACAACUGUGUGACGAACAUUCUUUACUCGAGAAGGCUGCCAUCUCCACCUAUUUUUCGACGAAACGCCCAAAAUGAAACGAUUGUUGUGUCGCCACGCUCCAAAGAUGACUUGGCCACAAUUGAACUGGCUAGUCACCUCACCAAUCAUCAAGACUCGAGAAAACUUUUUUGUCCGCUCUGCACUCAAACAUUUGGUUACACUUUUGGUUUGGAAUGCCAUUUGUUAUCUAUUCAUUUUAAGGAGCUCCAAGAUUUCAAGAGAAGAGGCUAUAGCUUCCCAAGCCUCCAGAAAUGUCCGGAAUGCAAAGCUCAGUUCCUCAAAAUUAACACUGUCAUCCGCCACUUGGUGUAUCACCAUCCGGAUUAUGUCACAAGCCAGUUGCUAAAUCUCCCAGCUCUUUGCACGGACUUGGAUGAAAGUAACAAGAUGGAUCAAACCAGAUACGUUCAUUGUCGGUUUUGCAAGCAACAGUUCUUGAGACGUCAUCAAAAGUUGUUAAUGAUGCACUUGGAACAGAAGCAUGUCCAAGAUCUGGAGAGCAUUUUAGUUCCUACACUUGUAAAAGGGGCCGACGAGGACAAACCUGUCGAAGUUCGUUUGAUGAUGGCCUCCCCGUCUCGAGGUACCAAAGUCAUUCCUGAUAGACCAUUUGCCCGGGAUCAUCACUUCAUUAGACCAUCUACGGAAACCAACGAUCCACCUCCUCCCCGAAGAUCGUUGCGAUUUAGUAUUCCGGAAACUCAGAAUCACCAUUAUUAUGAUAUCAUUGAAGACUCCCAGUUUGAUCGUUCCAAAGGCAAUGAGGCUUUUGCAAGAGAUGACCUUAAGAAGCGAGAGCGAAGCAGCGAGGAGGAACUCAGUGGAGAAUACGAUUCUUGCCCGUUAAGCAUGGCUACUAUGAACAAAAUGAAACAAGUCAAGAAGAGAUUGAAACGAAUCGACAAUCGGAACACGGAAAAGAGACGAUCUCAAGAGCUUCAAGACUUACUGAAGCUUCAGAAUGAAAAUUCGCCCCCUUGCGAGAUCGCAGUGCUCUCUCGUCAGACAAGUUAUCACAAGCACAGAACCCAAGCUCCCGGACCUCAUCCGAUAUCAGAGCCUACUAUACCCACACCAGCGAACAUUCGGGCACGGAAAAGUUUCCGCAGGUCGGGCGAUUAUAGGCCCCCGCCUAAAUUAGUUAACGCCCUAGCCGAAACAUACAAGAGUAAUCCCCAGCCGGACCCUUUCAAUUCAGACCAAUCUACCAACUCAUUACGAAGUGCUACGGACAUGGGUGGAACUUUUCCCAAGAGUUUGAGCAAUAUUCGGAAAAAGCUUUACAAAUGUAACCUUUGCGAGGUUGCAUUUAUUGAAAAUGCUUUUCUCUUGACUCAUCUCAAGAACAAGCAUAGAUCCACCAUGUCCAAGGCUCUCCGCCCACAAUACAGUUGUGCGGCGUGUCCGGCCAAGUUCUUCAAAAACAGCUUUUUGGUCAAGCAUGUCGAGUCGCAUCAGUUUGAGCUUAUGCCACCCUAAUGGAUGUCUUUGAUAUUCGAUUAUCCCUUGGAAAUUUACUUGUCAAAUUCACUUGUAAUAGUAACAACAAUCACAAUCAAAUGGAACCGUUCCAAAUCAGUAAAGUGGUUAAUAAAGGUCCAAACAAAACGAGUUACUUUUUCUUGUUCUUAAAGUAAUCCUUGACUUGAUCUCUCAUAUCCUGAGGGAUACGGCUCAAGUAGUCUUGGUGUUCCUCGGCAACUGAAGUGGCAAGUGUGCCCCAAUCAUUGACUCGUCCCACGUCCUUAUGAUAUUUAAAUUCGGCUCCAUGGAUAUCCGUGAGUUUUCCUCCCAAGGCAUGCAAAAUGGCUUGGGGUGCGCAUGUGUCCCAUUUUUUGGUUCCAGGACUUGGGAAAACAUAUGCAUGCGCUCGUCCUUCAAUUAGAAGAAGCACUUUGUGUCCGGCCCCACCUACACGAAUCACUUCCGAAGGUUCACAGGCCUGGGUACAGUCAUUAAUGAGCCCGGUGCCAUGAGACCGCGACGUGGUUACGAUGCGGGCAUCCUUGGGUGGAAGCACACGCUCUAUCCCAUGAACUCCAACACCAUCGAUACCAAAUAAAGUACGGCCCUGAGGCAAUUCUGGAUAUUGAUAGUUGUAAAAGGGUUGAUUGAUGACCCCGGCCACCGCCUUGUCCUUCACGGCAAUGCCCACCAACACGGUCACAUGAUCCAAGAACCCUUCAGUGUACUCUUUGGUACCGUCCAAAGGAUCCA